UAGGGACGCAGUGCGCGCGCGCGACAGAGAGCGACAGGCGGAGCCCUGGCGAGAACUGACGUCAUUGUCCUGCGACUCCAAAUUAACGUCUGUGGGAAAGCCGGGCUGUCCUGAGUGGGAGUGGCACCGAGCUGCAGGGUAUCUUAAAAAGAAUAUUUUAAAAAUGACCACACCAAACAAGACACCUCCUGGUGCUGACCCUAAGCAGUUGGAAAGGACUGGAACAGUACGGGAAAUUGGGUCACAAGCUGUUUGGUCACUCUCAUCGUGCAAACCAGGAUUUGGAGUGGAUCAGUUACGAGAUGACAAUCUUGAAACUUACUGGCAAUCAGAUGGCUCCCAGCCUCAUUUAGUAAACAUCCAAUUCAGAAGAAAAACAACAGUGAAGACAUUAUGUAUUUAUGCAGACUACAAAUCUGAUGAAAGCUAUACUCCAAGCAAGAUCUCGGUCAGAGUAGGAAAUAAUUUUCACAAUCUUCAAGAAAUUCGGCAACUUGAAUUGGUGGAACCAAGUGGCUGGAUUCACGUUCCCUUAACUGAUAAUCAUAAGAAGCCCACUCGCACAUUCAUGAUACAGAUUGCUGUUCUAGCCAAUCACCAAAAUGGAAGAGACACCCACAUGAGACAAAUUAAAAUAUACACACCAGUGGAAGAGAGCUCCAUUGGCAAAUUUCCUAGAUGUACAACUAUUGAUUUCAUGAUGUAUCGUUCAAUAAGGUGACCUUAACACAGAACAAAAGUCAUUAAACGUACCUUUGUUUUAUCUUGUCAGUAAAUAUUAUAUCUGGAAUCUUUAUUGAAAAAACAUCAGUUAUUUUGCAAUUUUGUAUGCAUUGGAGAGUAUUUUAUUGUAACUUUAACAAAUAAAUUUUGGGUCAUACUAUUUUUAUUUUCUUUAACAUAUAAUAAAGCUCACAUAUUUUACAUUAUUAAAAAAGUAUUUGAAGCCCCUCAUUAAAUUUUUCAUUAUAUCAAAAGAAAAACAAUUGAACUGAGUAUUUUAAGAGAUACACCAUUUUUAAUAACCAAGUUAUUAUUUCGUAUAGUGGUCAUGUGUUAGAGUAAUGAUUUAUUGCAUGUUUGGGAACAGUACUAUGUUCUAUCAAUUAAUAGGCCAAAAUUAUUCUUUUUUUCCCCCUCUCUCUAGAGGAAGCUUAUUCUUUUAAUACUGGGCCUUUUAAAAAAAUAGUGUCAAAAUAGGCUUAGCAUUAGAUAUCUGAUGAGAACCAUUCUGAUUUGGGGAAUAUAGUUAAUUGUGUCAUAAUUACUUCCAUGAAAUACUUUUAAUCCCAGGGUUCUCUAUAUCCCGAUAUUGUGUCAGAGAUUGCCAGUGUCAUCUGCUAUUUAUUCUAAUGCUAGUGCUGCUUAUAGUAGACGUUUUUUUUUUAAUUUGUGUCUGACACAGAAGCAUUCUCUGAGGGAUGAUAAUAUGUCUCAUAAAAAUUUUUAAAAUGUAUAAAAUUGUUCUUUGUAUAUGAAAAUAUUUUAAAGGAGCUUAAACAUGUUUUCUUUCCAUGGUUUAAAAUGAGUAGAUUUGAUUCUGUAUGGUUUUUCUUUUUUCCCCCCCUAUAUCUACUACUUUUUAGGAGGAUGGUUAUUUAGCCACAGAACUUACCCAAAUUGGCUCUUAUGUUUAGGAAAGAUUCCUGGGUGGUUCUUGUAUUGCUUGGUAGACUGAAGUCUUGAAUAGUAAAGUUUUAGAUCUUUUUUUUUUUUUUUUUUUUUUACUUGAAGUAUACUUAACAUAUAGUGUUCUAUUUGUUUCAGGGUGUAUAACAGUGAUUUGACAAUUCUAUACAUUAUGCAAUGCUCACCACAAUAAGUAUAGUUACCAUCUGUCACUAUACAAAGUUGUUGCAGUAUUAUUGAUUAUAUUUUCUAUGCUGUACCUUUCCAUCUCCAUGACUUAUUUAUUUUAGAACUGAAAGUCUGUACCUCUUAAUCCCCUUCACCUAUUUUACUCAUCCUCCUUAUCCCCUCCCCCAUAGCAACCAAUUCUCUAUAUCUAAGAGUUUGUUUUAUUUUUUAGACUACACAUAUAAGUGAAAUCAGAUGGUAUUUGCCUUUCUCUGUUUGACUUCCUUCACUUAGCAUUAUAGCCUCUAAGUCCCUCCAUGUUGUAAAUGGCAAGAUCUCAUUCUUUUUUGUGGCUGAGUAAUAUUCCAUUGUGUAUGUAUUUAUAUAGUACAUCUUCUUUACCUAUUCAUCUAUUGAUGGACACUUGGGUUGCUCCCAUAUCUUGGCUAUUGUAAAUAAUGCAGCAAUAAACAUAGAGGUGCAUAUAUCUUUUUGAAUUAGUGUUUUUGUUUUCUUUGGGUAAAUACCCAACAGUGGAGUUGCUGAAUCAUAUGAUAUUUUUAUUUUGAAUUUUUUGAGGAUCCUCCAUAUUGUUUUCUACAGUGGUUGCAUCAAUUUACAUUCCUACCAACAAUCUAUAAGGUUCUCUUUUGUCCACAUCCUCACCAACACUUGUUAUUUCUUGUCUUUUUGAUAAUAGCCAUUCUGAUAAUAGUGUGAAGUGAUAAGUCAUUGUGAUUUUGACUAACAUUUCCCAGAUGAUUAGUGACCAUCUUUUCAUGUAUCUCUUUUGCCUAUUUUUUAAUCAGAUUUUUUUUUUUUCUGUUGAAUUGUGGAAGUUCUUUAUAUAGUCUGGGUAUUAACCCCUUAUUGGAUGUAUCAUUUGCAAAUACCUUCUAUUCAGUAGAUUGCCUUUUUGUUUUAUUGAUGGUUUCUUUUUCUAUGCAAAAGCUUUUUAUUUUGUUGUACUCCCAAUAUUUUAUUUUUGCUUUUGUUUCCCUUGCCUGAGGAAACAAAUCCAUAAAUAUGUUGCUAAGGCCUAUGUCCCACAGAUUACUGCCUGUGUUUUCUUUUAAGAGUUUUAUGGUUUCAGGUCUCAUGUUUAGGUCUUUAAUCCAUUAAAUAGUAAAGUUUAAAAAAUAAUUAUGUGUAUGCUUUAUUCUGGCAAGGAGUACUAAUUUGCAUGGCUACUAUAAAAAAAAAAAAGGUGUCACUUUUUCACUCAGGAGAAUAUCUGAUGUUCUUUCAGUGAGUUCCACAAAGAGUUUUAUUGUCAUUUUCAUUUUGUUUCUUUGAAGUAAGAAGCAUGGUAGGUGAUCUAUAGGGUCACCAAAAAAUCUAUAACCACGACUCAUUUGGGAUCAGCAAAUUAAUCUGAAUAUAGUUGGGGGAUGCUGGAAAUGGAAGAAGAGAGGAAAACACAUGGAUAGGAAUUAAAAGAAAAGGAGGGAAUCAAAGAAAUAAUAACAAUAUUUACUAGGUACUGUAUUGAAUCUUGUGCUUUAGUCUGAUAAGGAAAACAUUCAUGUAAACAACAGGGUCUUAGUAUAAGAGAUAGAGACAUUUAAUAAAAAAUACGGGAGGGCUUAUUAAUAAUAAUGUUAUUACUUGCUAAAUGCUUAUUAAAAUUUUGCUUAAAAGAAAAAGGAAGAAGACUAAUUAUCAUUUACAUGAUCCCCUCUGUUAUCUCUUACUACUAAUAGUUUGCUAUAAGGCUCCUAAAAUCAGGAGGGAUUAAGAAGAAUGUUGAGAAAAUCCGUAUGUUUUCUAUUUCUACUCUUAUUCUCUUUUUUAUAUGCCAGCUGGGUGACCACCUUUCUUAGGCAUGGGGAAACUUGGUAGCUGAGGAUAAUGGAAAUAAUACUUCCCUUUUUAUAUGGGUUAUUUAAAAUACAGACAGACCAUGUAUUAUAUUGACAAAGCAUAAUUAUCUAAAGUAGUUGCAUUUCUUUUUUAAAAAUGCAUAUUAUAUACUUGACAAAGGAUUUGUAUUUAGAAUAUAUAAAGAAUUUUUACAACUCAACAGUAAGAACACAAACAAUCAAAUAAAUUAAGCAAAAAAUUUGGAUAGUCACUUUAUUUACCAAGGAGGACAUAGGAUUGGCCAAUGAGCAUGUGAAAAGAUACUCAGCUUCACUCAGCAUCAGUGAAAUGCAAAGUAAAGGCACGAUGAGAUAUCAUUUCACAGCUGCUAGAAAGGCUGCAAUUAAAAAGAUGAUUGCAAGGGUUGACAAAGAUGUGGAGGAACCAAACCUCACACUGAUGGUGAAGAUGAAAUUAAUGUAUAACCACUUUGGAAAACUGUAGUGAUUUUUUUAACAAGUUAAACAUACACCUAUUGUGUGACCCAGUUAUUUCCUCCCUGAUAUUUACCCAACAGAAAAGAAAGCAUAUGUCUAUACAAGGAAUAUUCAUAGCUUAAUUUUCAUACCUGAAAACUGGAAACAACCCAAAUGUUGGUCAGUAGCAGAAUAUAUGAACAAAUAGUGGUAUAUCCAUAUAAUAGAACACUGCUCAGUAAUACAAAUGAACAAUACAUGCAACAACAUGGAUAAAUUUUGGUCAUAAUUAUGCAAAGAGAAAGAAGCCAUACAAAAGAGAGUACAUGCUGUUUGAUGCCUUUUUUUUUUUUUUUUUUAAUUCUAGAAAAUAACAAAUCAAUAAACAGAUCCCUGGUUGUGUGGGAUGGGGAGAGGGGAGAAGUAAGGAGGGAUGAACUGUUUGGGGGAAAUGAUACAGAUGUUCAUUAGUCUGUGACUGAUUUCACAGGUAUAUACAUAUACCAACAUUUAUCAAAUUAUAUACUUCAAAUAUGUGCAGUUUAUUGCAUGUCAAUUAUACCUCAAUAAAGCUGAUUCUAAAAUAGCUUACUCUACCUGUUUCACAUAGUAAUCAUUCAAAGAUGCUAGGUUUGAAGUAGUUCUAUGUCUUACUGUGUAGGAUUUGAGAAUAAAAAACUAAGAUUGAAGAACUAUUUUAAGUUAAUAAAACAGUGACAGCAAAUGAAUUCACUGAUUCAUUCAUAAUCAGUGUAUGUUUUUGAGUGCUGGACAAACUGUGCAGUUAAUAAGAUUUAAAUUUUUAAUAAACACACUCUACCCCCAACAUGGGGCUUGAACUCAAUGACCCUGAGAUCAGAAAUUGCAUGCUCUGUUGACUGAACCAGCCAGGUGCCCCUAAGAUUUAAAUUUUUAAAUUUCACAUGUGAUCUGUGGUCGUGCCUGGGUGGCUCAGUCGGUUAAGCAUUUGACUCUUGAUCUCAGCUCAGAUCAUGAUGUCAAUGGUUUGUGAGUUCAAGCCCUGCACUGGGCUGUGCACUGAUAGUGUGGAGCCUGCUUGGGAUUCUCUGUUUCCUCCUCCCUCUGUUUCUCUCUCUCUCUUUCUCUCUAAAACAAACAAACAAACAAACAAACAUCUUAAAGAAUUCACAUGUAAUCCAAAUGUAAUGUAACUUCAAAAUCAGUUUAUUAACUGGGGAAAUGUUGUCAUAAGAAACUUUUCUCUGUAUCAAACUAUGGAAUUUUAAAAUACAGCAGUUCAUUGAACACUAAUAAAUAUACAACUCAAAAAAGACUAAUAGAUAUUGGUUGUUGACUUAGAUGUGAUAAGGAAACCAAGAUAAAUCUGAUACAGACCUUGCUUUCCAGUUGCUUAUAGUCUAUUAGGGGCGAAAUAAUAGGCCUCUAAUUAGCAAAAUCAGAAAUUAAAGUGAUAAGAUCUCUAAUUGAUGGAGAGUAGUGUAAAGGAGAGGAAAGUUGACUUUCCAUUCAGAAAGAGGUGAAGGAAAGAAGACAUUUGUUAGAGAAGUGGGAUUUUAAAAGAAAGACUGUAAUAUCAUCUAGUUAUUUACUUCUCAAGUCUGUUCUUGUAUCCAGACUGUCAUUGUUUUUAUGAGUAACGAUUAAUUUGAAACAGAUGAUUUGUGUAUUCAGAAUCAAGUGAUGUUUUGUACAUUUCCUCUUGUUUGAAAGUUUCCAGCAAUUAAAAUACUGACAAUCUUGGAAAGUAAUUUUAGUUACCAUGCCUUCUGUUCUUUUAGCCAUUAUGACUACUAAUUUAGUACAUUACUUAAUAUAAUACACU
Messenger RNA from Panthera uncia (snow leopard), 5880 nucleotides. RefSeq names its product anaphase promoting complex subunit 10 (gene ANAPC10). The transcript is spliced from 5 exons. Gene Ontology annotation, biological process: anaphase-promoting complex-dependent catabolic process; protein K11-linked ubiquitination. NCBI's taxonomy places the organism in Eukaryota, Metazoa, Chordata, Mammalia, Carnivora, Felidae. Gene Ontology annotation, cellular component: anaphase-promoting complex. The record is from RefSeq and is a predicted model, not a curated record. The coding region runs from base 164 to 721 and encodes 185 amino acids.